Molecule: messenger RNA, 576 nt
Organism: Tricharina praecox
Lineage: Eukaryota; Fungi; Ascomycota; Pezizomycetes; Pezizales; Pyronemataceae
Exons: 2
Biological process (GO): mycotoxin biosynthetic process
Source: RefSeq, a predicted model, not a curated record
GCAGCUCCCCUCUGGGACCAAGUUGAAUACAAGAACCUCCGUUUCAGCUCGGGCCCCUGGGUGAAGACUCCGUACAAGGGCGCGCCAACCCCCGCGAUCGAUGAGGCGUGGAACGCCAUCGUGCCGCUGUACCUCAUCCGCAUCCCGGCCGCUGCCAUCCCGCACCUCAACAAGUCCGCCACCGCCGCGACCUUCCCGGGCUCGAGCGACUAUCUGGGCACCGUCGAUGCGUUCCACCAGCUGCACUGUGUCAACCUGGUUAGGAAGUACACCUACGCCGAUUACUAUAAGGACAUUGAUAUCGCGUGGAGGGAUCCGCCCGACAUGUUGAGGACUCAUGUCGACCAUUGCAUCGAUGUGCUCAGGCAGAAGAUCAUGUGCGACGCCGACGUCUCGGUGAUCACCUACUCCUGGGUCGAGGGCCGCGAGCACGUCCUCCCCGACUUCUCGAACACACACCGGUGCAGAAACUUCGACAAGGUGCGGGACUGGGUUCUGGAAAACAAGAUGGAUAUGGGCUCGAGGGAAAUCACCAAGAGUAAGGAGGCGGUCAGUGUGCCUACCGAGGCGCUCUGA